AUGACGGUCUCCGCCCACCACAACUUGCCCACAGAGAAAUUUGCCCCCUCCCCCCUCUUCCCUCUUUGGGCAUUUGCUUCUUGGACCAUUACCAACCACAGUUAUUUCACGCCAAAUAUACACACCGCAGAUCUUCGACGCUGCUGUGGCGGUUCAAACUACAGAGUCUACGAAAUAUCCAAAUGGGCUAGCGGUGAGAGUGAAAUCACCGCCAAGACAGGUAUAGUGCCCGAGUCCUGCUGCGCUCGUUACAACUCUGGCGAAUUUGUGAAUGUCACCGUCUGCCAGUCGGCUGUGGACUUGACUGAGAUCCCGGAUGCUGUCUACACUGAAGUAAGUCCCUGA
Dibothriocephalus latus is the source of this 345-nucleotide messenger RNA. NCBI's taxonomy places the organism in Eukaryota, Metazoa, Platyhelminthes, Cestoda, Diphyllobothriidea, Diphyllobothriidae. The record is from the annotation of a GenBank genome assembly.